This is a messenger RNA of Didymodactylos carnosus, 748 nucleotides long. Lineage: Eukaryota; Metazoa; Rotifera; Eurotatoria; Philodinida; Philodinidae. The record is from the annotation of a GenBank genome assembly.
AUAAUAGAACAGUCUUAACGGAGUUUAUAGAGCAAUCAAUUGUCUACAAAAUGAGUUACAAUAUCAAUACCAACAGAGUUAGCACCAUUCAUCAACAAAAAAGUAAUUUAGCACUGUCUGUUAUGACUUGAGCCUCUUGAAAUUAGUCAUACUGAUUCAUAUUUUUCUGCUCAUUCGAUUCAUGUGUAACUCGGACUUUUAAAACAGGGAGCAGAACAAGAAAAAAUUAAAAUAUGAUAAAACGCUACUGUUUCGCUUUUUUUCUGUUUUUUUUUUUUUGUAUGCAAUCGGUAACUCAUUCAUUUUUAGGCUCUAAGGUUUAAAAACUUAGGUUUAUGGGUAACUCUGAACGCUUUAUCUUAUGAGAUCAUAAAAGAUCGUUUGAUUUUGAAUUCUGUGAAGGAUUCGUGGUCAUAUAUUUAGAGUAGGACCGGCAGAUCAAAAUUUAUUUGAUCAAGUUUGGCCAGUACUCCGAAUAUGGGCACGUGCAUCACCAGAAGACCAAUAUCUGUUAGUACAACAUAUAACUACAUCGAAAAUAAAUCGAACACGUGAAGUCGUAGCUGUGAUAGGCAGUGCAACGAACGAUGCGACGGCAUUGAAAAACGCCGAUCUUCAGUUGAUGGUGAAUGCGGUCGCCGUCUCUUAUGUGCUUAUUGGAGCAUGUAUUGUUCAUGAAUCGCCAUUGAAACCGUUAAAAUUAGUAUGUGGAAACAGUACGACUCAAAGUCCUCUUUCUUCAACAUGA